Amborella trichopoda is the source of this 1672-nucleotide messenger RNA. RefSeq names its product triacylglycerol lipase OBL1. Gene Ontology annotation, molecular function: triacylglycerol lipase activity. The record is from RefSeq and is a predicted model, not a curated record. Gene Ontology annotation, biological process: lipid metabolic process. Lineage: Eukaryota; Viridiplantae; Streptophyta; Magnoliopsida; Amborellales; Amborellaceae.
UCUCUUAUCAAUCAGCUUUCUUUCUCAUCAAUGGCAGCUGCAAAGCCCAUUCCUUCUCUCAUUUAUCACCCAGAAAGAAUAGGGUUUUUGGAGCUAGUCCUCCUCCUCUUCUCUAGAUCUAAUGCAAACCUAAGCUUUGUUGAUCCUGAGUAUGAAUGGCUCUUCAAAGAUGAAAGUGGUGACAAUACAUUCUUAGUUAUUCUCGCUCUAAUAUUGAGAAAAAUCCUUGCUUUUAUCAGUCAACCCUUGAAGAUCUUUGGUGGUGCCAUUGAGUAUGGGCUUAAUCUUUUGUCCAUUAAUGGUGGUAUCCUAGGCUUGAUCACAAACAUAAUUGAAGGAAAGACAGUAUUGCCGGUUCCUGAAUCGGGUGAUUAUCGGUCGAUCAUUUCUCUUGUUGACGGAAGGGAGGAAUUGUACAAAGACUCUCUCUACUCUCCCCUCCCUUCCCUUGAAGGAAACGAUGCCAUUUUCAGCGAGAGACGUCUCGUGGAUCUUUGCAUGAAGGCUUCAAAGGUCGCCUACGAAAACAAAAACUACAUCCAACGAGUCGUCAUCAACGUGUGGAACAUGCACCUGGUCGGGGCUUUUGACUUCUGGAAUGCUUUUCAGAAGGAAAAGAACACCCAGGCCUUCAUGUUUUGUGACAAGGCAAAAGACAUAGAGGCCAUUGUUGUGGCCUUUAGAGGGACUGAGGCUUUCAGUGCUAAGGAUUGGGACACAGAUUUGGACCUCUCCUAUAUACAGCUCGGUUCACUGGGCCGCGCCCAUGUCGGCUUCCUGAAGGGCCUGGGUCUCACCGACGAAAACGAUUACGUGAAAGGAUUGCCCAUAGAUGAUGAGAGAAUAGAUAAAGCACUGAACCCUUUUGCCUAUUACACCAUUAGAGAGAAGCUUAGGACGCUUCUUAAAGAGAACCCUAAAGCAAAGUUUGUGGUCACAGGGCACAGUUUGGGUGGUGCACUUGCAGUGCUCAUGACCACAAUAUUGCUAUUGCAUAAGGAGGAUGAAAUCAUGGAGAGAUGUUUGGGUGUUUUCACUUUUGGGCAACCAAGAGUUGGGGAUGAAGAUUUGAGUGAGUUCAUGGACAAGAAGCUGAAUGAGCCAACAAAGAGGUAUUAUAGGGUUGUUUAUAGGUAUGAUUUGGUCCCAAGGGUGCCAUUUAGUGAACUCAUCUCCAACUUCCAACACUCAGGAGAGUGCCUAUAUUACAGGAAUUGGUACAACGGAAAAAUAAUGGAUAAAAUGCCCAAUGCAAACUACUUUUCCUUGAAAUACUUGGUGUCUCACUAUUUCAAUGCAUGGCUGGAUUUCUUUUGGAGCUUUGUACUAUGGCACUUUGAAGGCGAGGACUACAAAGAAGGCAUUGCAUCCACAGUCUUUAGAGCGUUUGGGUUCCUUAUACCAGGAAUUGCAUCUCAUAGUCCUAGGGACUAUGUUAACUAUGCCAGGUUGGCUAAGCGAAAGAAGUGGCAGUUAUUGGACUAUUUUACCCCUGCUUCUUCAAUUGAGGGGACCAAGUUAAGUGAGGAGGUCAAAAGCAUGGUUGAUUAUGUUUUUUAGAAUAUUUGGGUGCAAAUUCAGGGUUUAGUUGAAAGCUGUCAUUGUAAGGGUAAAGUUGGUAUUUGAAGUUUUUAGUGUGGGGUGAAAUAAAGCUUUUGAAUAAUUUUAGAGA